AUGGAACCCUUUCACAAGCAACAAGAAGCUACAGCCAAGACAACUUCACCUCUAUUACUACAUGCGGAAAAACAACAACAACAACAACAACAACAACAACAGCUAUCACCUAGAGUGGAAUCCAUUCAGGACACAAACUAUAUAGGCAUCACAAUAAACGACGAUGGGCCACGACAGACAUACACAAACGGCCUCACACGACAUCAGUCCUUGAACGACUAUUCGACCAUUCACAAACAGCACUUUCAUCACUCUCGAAAUUCGUCUAUUCCCUUUGAUACCACAGCGACAGCUGCUAAUACAAACAUAACGACUUCUACAAGUAGCACGUUAACCAGUUCCAUUGAUUCCCCUCCUAUUUACCACCAACACCAUUCACCUCGUUUCAGUCAAAUUGUGGAAGAAGAAGAAGCCGCAGAUGCAGGUUACAUGAUACAACCAGAGUUAUCGGGCGCUUUUCUCAAAAUCAAGAGCCAGGCUGAUUUGCCAAUGUCGCAUCAUCGCAGGGCGAGAGAAGGAAAACGAUAUGGGCCACUGUAUAUGCUCACCACAGAGCUCAAAGCGACCUAUCAAGCAUGCAAUGAUGGCUUUAAAUACAAUGCAACAAACAAUCCUCGUCGAGUACUGACCAAACCAAGCAAAGCAUGUCGAAAUGACGGAUUUGAUAACGACGAUUUUGAUUACAUUCUCUAUGUCAACGAUAUCCUCGGCAGUGCAGAGGGUCACAAGUAUUUGAUAUUGGAUGUGCUGGGUUCAGGUACUUUUGGACAAGUGGUCAAGUGCAGAAAUACCAAGACACAGGAGAUUGUCGCUGUAAAGGUGGUCAAGAACAAGCUGGCUUAUUUCAAGCAGAGCAUGAUGGAAGUGGCUAUAUUGGAGAUGUUGAAUCAACGAUACGACGAACAUGACCGACACCACCUUUUGCGACUAAGAGAUACGUUUAUCCACAAAAAGCACCUGUGUCUCGUUUUUGAAUUGCUCUCAGUUAACCUUUAUGAACUGAUCAAGCAGAAUCAUUUUCGUGGUUUAUCGACAAACCUUGUUCGAGUUUUCACAGCACAAAUUUUGGACGCACUGACUGUACUGAACGAAGCACGCAUCAUCCACUGCGAUUUAAAGCCUGAAAAUAUACUACUGAAAAAUUUGGAAUCACCCACCAUCAAAGUAAUUGAUUUUGGAUCCGCAUGUCAUGAAGUGCAGACAAUGUACACCUACAUUCAGUCGAGAUUCUAUCGGUCGCCUGAGGUGCUAGUAGGACUACCUUACACCAGUGCCAUUGACAUGUGGUCGUUGGGGUGCAUAGCUGCGGAACUGUUUCUGGGGCUUCCCUUGUUUCCUGGAAGCUCAGAGUACAACCAACUGUCGCGGAUUGUAGAGAUGCUGGGGACUCCACCAAAUUACAUGAUUGAAGUAGGCAAGAAUGCGCACCGUUAUUUUGACAGAGUGCCCGCAGCCAUGGACAAACGAUACGAGCUGAAACCACUGGAAAAGUACGCUCGAGAGCAGGGCAAAUCAGAGCAGCCAUCCAAACGCUAUUUCUCGGCAAAAACACUACCAGAGCUAAUCAACUCGUAUCCCAUCAUGCGAAAGACGCAAAUGACACCAAAAGAAGUCGAAAAAGAAAAGCAGAAUCGGCUUGCAUUCAUUGAUUUCCUGCAAGGAUUGCUCAACUUGAAUCCAAUCGAGCGAUGGUCUCCUCAGCAGGCUAAAAAGCAUCCGUUCAUCACAGGCGAAAAGUUUACAUUUCCUUUUCAACCACCUUUUAUUCCUCGCAAGCAGCACCACAACUUGCCUUCGCCCUCUUCCACUCAUUUGCAACAACAACAGCAACAACAACAACAGCAGCAGCAGCAGCCUCAGCAGCCGUCCCCUACCCUAUUGACAAGUGGAUAUCGAAACAACAACGUGCCACAACCGACAUAUUCUGACAGCUACUUGAAUCCUGCUUAUUCCAGUCUACCAAGCCAUUACGAGAGCAAUCAUAAGCACAUGGGUACUAACAACAACACUAGCAGCAAGAGGUCAUCUUAUAUACCUCCACUACCAAGCGUUCUUGAGCCUCCUCACCACACCAUGUAUCAGCAUGAUGUGGUUAAUACCAGCAACGGGUACAUGCACUCUCAGCCACAGCAGCAACGACAUCACCAUCAGCAGCAGCAGCAACAGCAGCAGCAGCAAACACAACACCAUCUACUGGCUCAACAGCAAUCCACGCCUUUGCAUUCAGCCAUGAAUAUUCCCUCUACAGCAAACAAUUACAAUGGUAUAGUCGAUGAAAAUGCCGUUGGAGGUGGAGGUAGACCAAGGGCGAGCACAUUAGGUACAAUGCAAGUACCGCCUCAAAUUCAGUGGGCAGCUGUGGACCAUGGGGAUGGUACUGUAGCUACGGAGGGGUCGUUAUACAGCCCCUACUAUCCAUACGGGCAACAGCCUCAACAACAACAACCUCAGCAACAGCACCACCAUCAAUCACAACUUUCAGUGCACUACCUAAAAGAUAAGGAUGAAGAUCACAGCAAUGGUAUUCUACCAAGGUGGGGCAGCAACAAUCGCCAAACGAUUGAUUUGGAAAGAGAUGGAGAUUGGCUAGAAGAUGCACCUAUAUUACCGUUGACCAAUACCAAAUCUGCACCUCAUCAUACUCGUCAAACGCAUAGACGUAGCAACAGCAGCGUUCAUUUCUCUGAUAUACCUUCAUCACUAUCCACCAAUCCCUCUGCGCAUCAUUCAGGCACUCGAUCUAGUGUCUCUAGCUUACAUCGUCUCAUGCGAGGUAACUCGAUACCCUACAGCAGACAGGACUUGGAGUGGGACGGUGUGGUUCAGCAGCCCACAUUGCCUCUAGUGGCUCCUUCUCUUCCUCCUCCUAACACUCAAUCUCAAAUGGAAAAUGAUUUGGAUGAUGUGGAUCAAUGGAAAAAGGACCAAAAGGACUGGAUGAUCGCCUAA
Mucor velutinosus is the source of this 2949-nucleotide messenger RNA. RefSeq lists its product as uncharacterized. The transcript has 5 exons. The record is from RefSeq and is a predicted model, not a curated record. Bases 1 to 2949 code for a protein of 982 amino acids. Gene Ontology annotation, molecular function: protein serine/threonine kinase activity; ATP binding; protein tyrosine kinase activity. Lineage: Eukaryota; Fungi; Mucoromycota; Mucoromycetes; Mucorales; Mucoraceae. Gene Ontology annotation, biological process: peptidyl-threonine phosphorylation; peptidyl-serine phosphorylation. Gene Ontology annotation, cellular component: cytoplasm; nucleus.